Messenger RNA from Python bivittatus (Burmese python), 949 nucleotides. RefSeq names its product ubiquinol-cytochrome c reductase binding protein (gene UQCRB). Gene Ontology annotation, cellular component: respiratory chain complex III. Gene Ontology annotation, biological process: mitochondrial electron transport, ubiquinol to cytochrome c. Lineage: Eukaryota; Metazoa; Chordata; Lepidosauria; Squamata; Pythonidae. The record is from RefSeq and is a predicted model, not a curated record.
ACGUGGUCUAAAGACGUACGUCCAUUUCCCGAGAGGCAAUGCGAUUUUUGUAGAGGUCAAGAUGGCGGGGAGGGCUCCAGUUGCAGCCAGCGGUCGUCUGCUUGAGAGAUUUUACAAGUGGUAUUACAAUGCACAAGGAUUCAACAAAUAUGGAUUAAUGCGUGAUGAUGUAAUACAUGAAACUGAUGUUGUCAAAGAAGCAAUAAAGAGACUUCCAGAAGAGGUAUAUUAUGAAAGAAUAUUUCGCAUCAAGAGAGCAGUCCAGUUGAGUCUGAUGCAUGAAAUCCUUCCUAAAGAUCAGUGGACAAAAUAUGAAGAGGAUAAGCGUUAUCUUUGGCCACAUGUGGAGGAAGUCCUUCGUGAAAGACGCGAAAAACAAGAAUUAAGAGAUAAAUAACUUUCUGUCAUUUAUUUAAGCAAAUGUCUUCUUUAGAACUUAAAUUGUUUGGGCAGAGAUGUUGAAUACAUUUGAAUGCUGAGCAAAAAAUUCUUUGCUUAGUAAUAUUUGUUCACCCAGUUCAAAUAAAUGUUACCAAAUCUUUUUGGAAUCCUCUUUCCUAAACUGCAAAGAACUGGUGCAAGCCUUUUCAGCCACGUUACAUGUUGACAUGGUGAUCUUCAUUCCAGUUGUUUGAGUAAUUUUUUUGUCAUAAUACAGAUGUUUCCUGCAGCUGGGAGGAUAGAUAAGCAAUUAUUCCUUUCUGUUUCUGUUAUUCCAAUUCAUUUUUAAAAGAAGAGGUGCUCAUGUGCAGAAUGAUUGUAUAUAUCUUGUUCCUGGAGAUGGAAAUAGAGGCAUGAAAGUUGGGUCAGUAACAGUGAUGUGAAAUCAGGAUUACAUAGUUCCCAUCAUAUCUAACCAGAAAAAUGGAAUGCUCUAUUAAUAUAUGUUUUUGAAAUGUGUAGUUCCUGCCAAUUUUCAAAUAAAGCCAAUCGCCUCAUUUAAUCUGAA